This is a messenger RNA of Calidris pugnax (ruff), 834 nucleotides long. It is a transcript of the gene NIP7, whose product is annotated as NIP7, nucleolar pre-rRNA processing protein. Gene Ontology annotation, biological process: ribosome assembly; ribosomal large subunit biogenesis. Lineage: Eukaryota; Metazoa; Chordata; Aves; Charadriiformes; Scolopacidae. Gene Ontology annotation, molecular function: RNA binding. The transcript is spliced from 5 exons. The record is from RefSeq and is a predicted model, not a curated record. The coding region runs from base 59 to 601 and encodes 180 amino acids. Gene Ontology annotation, cellular component: nucleolus; nucleus; preribosome, large subunit precursor.
UUCCGCCCCGCGGCCGCUUCCGCUUCCGGCGCGGUCCCCGCGUGUGCGGUGCGGGGCGAUGCGGCCGCUGACGGAGGCGGAGACGCGGGCCGUGUUCGAGAAGCUGGGCCGAUACAUCGGUGAGAACAUCCAGCUGCUGGUGGACCGGCCCGAUGGCACCUACUGCUUCCGCUUGCACCGCGACCGCGUCUACUACCUGAGUGAGAAGCUGCUGAAGGUGGCGACCAGCAUCCCCCGGGACAACCUGGUGUCGCUGGGCACCUGCUUCGGGAAGUUCACCAAGACACAGAAGUUUCGGCUCAGCGUCACGGCCCUGGACUUCCUGGCGCCCUACGCCAAGUACAAGGUGUGGGUGAAACCCGGCUCCGAGCAGUCCUUCCUCUAUGGCAACCACGUCCUGAAGUCGGGCCUGGGCCGCAUCACGGAGAACACGGCGCAGUACCAGGGAGUGGUGGUGUACUCCAUGGCCGAUGUACCCCUGGGCUUUGGGGUGGCUGCCAAGUCCACGCAGGAGUGCCGAAAGGUUGACCCUAUGGCCAUCGUGGUAUUCCACCAGGCUGAUGUUGGGGAGUACGUGCGGAACGAGGACACGCUGACCUAAGGGACCUCAAGCAUUUCUGACUAGAAUGGACCUUGUCCUGCACCAUUGGUGCAGCAGCAGCACAGGGAGCCCCGGGGAACCCACCCUGAGCAGAGCAGAGGUGGUGGGAGCCACCAGGAUGCAGCUCUGAAUCCCUGGGAGGGGGGCAAAGAGGCUGCUGCCAGUGUGAGGAGAAGCUCCCCCUGCACCAGCCUUGCCCCUGCCAUCACAUAAAGCCUGUUGCUUCUCCCAGA